AUGGUGGUUGCGGUAUGUGAUGGUCCAAUGUUGACGAACAAGCAGUUCUCUGAGAUGAUACAACCCAUUGAAGAAAGGAUGCUUCAGGUGGAGAACUAUGUCAUGUUAAUCAAACCUGAGCUGAUUGUACAAACCGAGCCCAUUACUGAUCCAUAUGGUCCUUCUAUUGUCGAUGAAUCUUUGGAAGCUAUAAUUGUCAGCAACGAGACGUUACCUGGUGGCUUGUCAGUUAACAGAAAGAGAGCAGAAAGAGGUCUUUCUCAACUCAAGAUCGAGAUUGUGGAAAUAGUUUCUGAUGGAUCAAGUGGAAAUAAGAUAAGUUCGAGUACUCUUAGGAAGUUGGAGGCUGAGACACAAAAACAAGAUGCAGAACAAGAAGCAUCAUGAACUUGGACAUGUAGAAUCAGCUUUGUUUUGUAAUUUUUGAAUACGAUUCUGUAUAUUGACCGAAAAUGUUCAAUGAAAAAGGUC
This is a messenger RNA of Eruca vesicaria subsp. sativa (arugula), 471 nucleotides long. Lineage: Eukaryota; Viridiplantae; Streptophyta; Magnoliopsida; Brassicales; Brassicaceae. The record is from the annotation of a GenBank genome assembly.